UUUCGCAACAUCAACAUACGCGUGCUGAAUACAGCUAUUAUUAACGAUCUGCUGAUUGUUUGUGUAUUCUCUUCUCUCGAGGAUUGUUAAGAAACUGACAAGUUGAUGUCAACCAGUAUUUCAUUAAAUGUGUUGAUUGGACAAGCACCAAUCACUACUGAAGGAUGGCAUGAAUAGGAAAGUUAAGAGUUACAAACGCAAGUCAAAUCAUCGCAGUGAUUCCAGUUCCGGCUAUUGGCAGCUCCAGUUGGACCGCGACUUGGUGGACACCAUCUCCUCGAUAUACCCCGAGUGGUUCAGGAACAACAUGGCGGAGGGAGGAGGCCCUCCUUCCAGCCCCCGGACUUCCCCUCCGAAAGCGGUCGUCGACACAUCGCCCAUCAUGAUCGACCAAAACAAAGAAUCCCUGAAGGUGAAGUUGCUGCUGCGUCGGCCGUUCGACCAGCUGGUCGCCCAAGGAAUCAUGCCCCCACACAAGACACCCGCCGCCUUUCAUGGCCAGCGCCGUCAACUGGAACGGGCGAAGACCGGCGACAUGCUAAAAGCGAAAAUCCAGCAGCGCCCGCCUCGGCAAGAGCUCGAACGGCGCCAUAUCCUCGAAAUCGACCCUAGUCACGUGGACCCGAGCAUAGCCGAGCGGCAACGCAUGCUCAAGAAGGCCAAACUGGCCGAUCAGCUCAACGACCAGCUUUCGCAUCGGCCCGGCCCGCUCGAACUCAUCCAGAAGAAUAUUCUACAUACCGAGGAGCCCAUCGAGGAGGCGGUCAAGACCGGCCGAAUCCCGUACAAGGCGACCUGCGAGGGCCAGCUCCACAGGCCACAGCUGCCCUCAAACUACGUCAACCCCGAGGAGGACUCGCAGAGCUCCGAAGGUGACACCCGCGUCAGCCCGAGUCCGACAGAUGUGCUGGAGACAGCGGCCAAAUCGGCAGGUAUAGUAGUCUCCUUGAUACAACCGACGGAAGGGACGUUUGUCGUAACGACAGCAACCGCGCCCAAAGACAAUACCGAAAUCGUGUUCGCGGACCUUUGCAGAUCCGUCGCCGCGCCCCUGAUCUCGGCGACAAGCCCCGCCUCUCUCUGCACUUCCUCUACAUCCUCCCUGAGUCCCCUCUCGUCCGUCGCUAGUCCGGUGCCUUCGAUCGUAUCCCAACCGGCGACGCCGGCGCCCCCUCCACCGCCCCCACCUAUCUCCCUCAUAACCAGAACCCUGCCCUCGCCCGCCAAGAGCGAAUCCUCCGGCAAGGAUAAAAGCAGGAAGAAAUCCAAGCUGAAGUCCGUCCCGAAGACACGCACCAUCAAAUUCCACGAGUACAAAGGCCCGCCAAGCGCCCACAAGACUUCCGCUUCCAGCUUGAACCCCGAAGAGAGCUCGUACGACCUGCUGCUGAAACAGCAGACGCUGCUGCUGCAGUUCCAGCUCCAGCUGCAGCACAAGUACCCGCAGAUCAUCUUGCCGGCCUCGCAGAAAGCCAACGUUGCCGAGAACAACAACAACGGCAGCAACAGCCACUUGAACGUCCAGCAGCCGUCUCCAGCCCCGUCGACUUCUUCAGAGUCCUCGACUGCUGCUAGGAUCACCGGCAGACUAGAGGACAUGAAGGUCAGCGAUUUGAAGGCCGAACUGAAGCGGCGCAGCUUGCCCGUUUCCGGCUCGAAGCCGCAGCUGAUAGAGAGACUGAAACCGUUCGCGGCGGGUGACGUUGUCAACCAAAACCCCGCCUCUAUAGACUCUUCUGCACACAGCAAUGCCAGCGUGGAUCAGUCGCAUAACUCGCCUGUCUACCAGGACAUAGACUCGCCCUAUGACACCACCAAGGACGAACAAACCGAGCACAUGGAACUCGACCCGACGAGCCCUUCGCCUCAGCAGAUUCACGAGCAAUUCGUUCAGAACCAAGAGCAGAAAGCCAAGGAGGACAUCGUACGCGAGCAGCAGAGACAGAUCGAGGUGCUCCAGAGAGAGUUAACUCUGUCACAGUUGAAACUGCAGGCCGCGACGAGGUCCGAGCCGAAGGCGCAGAUGAUCGCACUGCAGAAGCACCUGCAGGCCCGGCAACAGCAGCAACAGCAACGGCAACAACAAUUGCAGCAGCAACAACAACAGCAGCAGCAACAGCAACAACAGCAGCAGCAGCAGAACUUCGCUCUGCAAAUGAAGCAGCUGCAGGCGCUGCAAGCGAGGCAAGCACUCGUGAACGAAGAGCAGCAAAGGAUACAGCAGCAGAUCUCGUUGCAAAACCAGAAGAAUAUCGCCGGCGGAUUGAUUUUGAAUAGCGCUGACGCGGCUCUCGUCUUCAACCAGUUGAUGCAGCAGGGCAAGGCGAAAAUUCUCAACGGGCACGGCAGGAGCCAGUCGUCGCCAAAUUUCCUCAAUUCGAUAGUAACCCCACUGAUUACCGCCCCAGAUGUCAAAGCGGACUACAUAGAGGAUCACAAGCCGACUCCCGAGAUCAAAAUCGAGUUCCGGGAUCAGAUGAAGCCGCCCCCGCCACAGUACAACGAAGCCACCAAGCAGAUGAAUAAGAAGAACCACAUCAAGAGUCAAAUCGUCGACGACGUCUUGGAGAUUUUAAUAAAGAACGGUGAACUGCCCCCGAGUGCUGCCAAUGAUCCCCUGACGCCAAACUCGGCAGGUACCAAGUCCACCGAACCUAUCUAUCCUUCUUCUCCGCCUAGCGACAACCACAAUAACCGCAUCGAAACCCACGUCGACAUCAACGAUGCUCUGGACAACAUCCACGCAAGUCACAACAACGAAUCGAUGGAGGAGCCUGACAGCUCGGAAACCGCUCUGGAGAUAGACCCGACUGACCUGCUCGAAACGUUGGAUAAUCUCGAUAACAUGGACUUCUCGCAGCUGGUCAUGGAGCUCGGCGGUUGCCACACCCCCGUCGAUAACAACAACUACCAUGGGGAACCGAUGAUGGACGACGAUAUGGCUAUGGACACCGACGACUGGCUGGAAUCGCUGCUCCCCAGCGAGAGCUCCGAGUAUAACGGCAACAACGGCGUUUCCACCACCACCGCGCCGUUAGCUGUCCCUGAGAGCGAUCUAAGCGGAUACGAUCCUUUGUUAGGCAUCGCGCACGACCCCUACGAUCCUUUCAAUCUGGAAGACUUCCGAUCUGCGUCUGAUCUGACGGCCGCGCUCUCCUGGGACAAGGUUGACUACGCCACGUGAUGCGCCUCGUACCAAACACUUCAGGCGCGUUGAGCCAUACAUCGGGCUUAUUGAGUCCACACCGUGCGUGUUGAGCGUAAAUCGAAUGCGUUGAGCCGUAAAUACAACGGGUUGAGCGUGAUAAACUUGACGCACCACCAUCUCACGCGUGCUCAAAUUGAAUCACCUUCUAUCCCUGCGCGAUAUGCUCACAAUGCGGUGAGACUAACCUAAAAGCGGUUGAGUCUUCCAUUUAUAUGUGUAUGCGUCAAAUCUGGUACGCGUAUGAUGCGCGUUGAGUUUCCGAACGUGUGCGCGAUACAUUUGGUGUUACUGUGAAAUGUGUGGGGCUGCUUAUUCCAAUGAUGUGAAAUUCCGCUCGGUUAUUGAUUGACAUUCCACAAGAUGGCCGCCGAAAUCGCCUCCUUUGGAGAGGCGCGGGACCAGGGCGGCCCAAUCGGCCAGGGAACACAUCAGCAUAUGAAACUAUUGUAAUAUUUAUUGUACAUAUAUAUAUUUAUAGAUACACGUGCCGUAAGAUAUACGGUGUGUCGCGAGAAGCUGGUAAACGAAAUGUCGAAAUGUUUGGUUUUUAUAUUUAUAUAUUGUUGUGAGGGGGGGGUUCGGUGCUAUUGUCUGUAGGGGAUGUUUGUGAAAGGACACUUGUACAAGUGAGGCGUUUUGCUGAGGUAUAUAUUUCGAGUGGUUCGACUCGACUGGCUGUUGUUCCUAGAGCAAACGUUUCGAUGGGUUACUGAUUGGUAAUACUUUUUGUUUGCCGGUUCUCGCGGCCCAAAACUUAUUAUACUUAAUCUAUUGUUUAGUUGUAGGUAUUUAGGACCUAAUGAAUUUGUAAAUAUAUUCAAAUUUUUGACUUUGA
Molecule: messenger RNA, 4043 nt
Organism: Leptinotarsa decemlineata (Colorado potato beetle)
Lineage: Eukaryota; Metazoa; Arthropoda; Insecta; Coleoptera; Chrysomelidae
Biological process (GO): positive regulation of transcription by RNA polymerase II
Cellular component (GO): nucleus
Molecular function (GO): transcription coactivator activity
Source: RefSeq, a predicted model, not a curated record